Trichobilharzia szidati is the source of this 2667-nucleotide messenger RNA. The record is from the annotation of a GenBank genome assembly. NCBI's taxonomy places the organism in Eukaryota, Metazoa, Platyhelminthes, Trematoda, Strigeidida, Schistosomatidae.
AUCAGAUUGGCCGGCUUUGUUGUCGCGCCGUCCGAGGGUUAUUGAAAAUGACGAAAAAUGUAGUUAAGGUAACUUGUUCACCUGCAUACAAAUCAAGUAAUGGCCAGCCUAUUCACUUACAUGUUCCUGGAGAUACACCGAUUCACCUUCACGUUAAUCAAAAAACCCAAGUAUCUCGACUUCCAGAAUCUGGAAAUGUGAAGCUAACUGACAUUGGUCCAUAUCAGGCACCGUGGGUGCCACCACCAGCGAAAACGAGUUCAGGUCGAUUUUCAUGUGAUCCAGCACGUCGUGUCACUAUAAAGCCUGACAGAAGAAAACACAGAUCACGCUCUGCAGAAUCAUUCAGUGAGAAUUUGAAUAAGGUUAGUACUACUGAAUUAAACGAGGUCGAAUCUGACAAAGAAGUACCAAUUGAAUGUCCAAAAGAAUGUAUUUCAUGCAAAACAAUAUCUAAUGAAGAACAACUACUACACACUUCUGAUAAACUGAAAGAUACGCACAUAUACGGGAAUAGUAGAUUAUUUGAAGGGGAUAAACCAGCCAAUGAGGCGUCAUUUUGCACUAGUUCAAUUCUAGACGAAUGGAUUAAGGAUUUGGAUAAUGCAAUUAGUCGUGUUGCAAAAUCAGCAAGAAAUAUAGUUGACUGUAUUGAACAGGUUGCAUAUGAAGGUAGACGUGUUGAUUCACACGAUAUGUUACGUCUUGUGCAACCAAGAGAUGAAUUACUGCUACAAACUGAAGUUGCUGGACGCGCAGGACGAGAAUUAUGCAGAUGGGCGUCAAGUGUUCAGCAACAACAGAAUGAAAUUUUAGCCAAUCGAUUAUCUCAAACACAAACACGUGAGGCGAAUCUGAAUGCUGAAGUGAAACGCCUAACAGAAAAACUGGAUCGAAUGGAAAUCGACUUAGAAGUAGCUCAAAAACAAUUAAAUGAACAACAAAAUGAAAGUUUAAAGUAUAAUACAGUUCAUGAAUCUAUGGAAAGCGUUAAGGGUCAUUUACAACGUCAACUUCGACAACGUGAUUCAGAGUGUAGUCGAUUGUCUAUUCAAGUACGUAAUUUAGAAACACGUCUAGCUGAACAACAAGCUCAAAACCAAGUUCGGCUAGAAACAGCAGAAGCCAACUUAGAACGUAUGCGAGAAACAAAAGAAGCCUUGAAACGAGCCGCUAAAUCACAGAAACGUCGUGCAGAUGAAGCUGAAGAAGCAUUUCGUGAAAUCUCUCAUAAACUAGCUACUCAAGAGUCUAUUAUAGCCGGUUUUCGGGCAGAAUUAGAAAACUCUAAUCUACGAUCUAGAAGCCGUAGUAAAGAACGUCAGUUACAUGAUGAUAUGAUAGGUGGUGGUAUAUUUGAUAGUAAUGGCCUAACGAAUGCGAGCAGACCACCUGUAUACACUGAUGGCGAUAAAGAUUUGAGAGAGGAGAAUAUCCGAUUACGUGAAGUGGCCUUAAAAUGUGAACAACGAUUGCAUACAGCUGAAGAAGAAUUAGAACGUCUACGAACAAAUUUAUCUAAUUGUGAAACAUUAUUAUAUGAUUAUCAUGGUGAUGCUGCAACUCAAGCUAACCGAUUACACACAUUGAAUGAACGUUUAAAGAAAACUGAAGCUGAUAGAGAACGUAGUCAAAUUCAAUUAGACGAUGUAGAGAGAAGAUUAUUUGAAGCAGAAAAUCGUAAUCGUGUCUUAGAGAGCGCAUUGCAAAUGCAGGAAACUAAGAAAGGUGAUGACUGCACAAAGCCUAGUACACCAAUUCACAAAACAACAACAUUAUCAUCACCAUCGAAAACACUGGGUAAACACCAACACCACCACCAACAGCAACAACAACCAUCAAAUCUCAGCAACGAUGACUAUGCAAGUCAAAAUGUUAAAUUAAAUAUAGACAGUGAUACAACAAAAACGUUAAAAGAUCGACAAACUACUAAGACAACGACAAUCAAUACUACUUCUAAUAAUAAUAAUGCAAGCGAUGAUUUAAUUCAAGAAUUACGACGUGAAUUAACUGAAGCACAGAAUGAAAAAAAGCAAAUAGAAAAUCGUACAGAAAUACGCCUACAAGAUUUACGUGCACAAUUAAAUCAAGCUGAUGCUACAAAUCGUAGUUUACAGGCUUAUUUAACUUUCUUGAAACGUUCUUAUGCCAGUGUCUUCCAGACUGAUGAUAUGCUCCUGAUUAAUCCGGUAUUGUUCAGUCAGAAUAAUCCAGUUAAACGUACAUUGGCAACAAAACACUUAGGCGAGAAUAUUGUCCCUAAUACUACUACUACUAAUACAACUGCAACUGCAACGGAUCGUAAUCAUAACAAUAGUGCUGGGAAGGUUACAGGUCAGUAGGACAUAGGUACAUAUACAGAUUUCAUUGUAAUGUCACUCUGUUCAGCAAGGAGUAACCAGCAUAGAAGACAAAAGACAGCAAGUUGGUAAUUAUAUAUACACCUUUCUUUUUUAUUGCAUAACGUUUUAUACAGUAUAGUUUUCUAAGUGCUAAGACACAAGUACUUCUACAUAACGAGUAACCACCAAUACUGUAACACGGUAAAUAAAAGCCUAUAUACACAUCUACAUAGUGAAUGAAUGAAUUAAUAUACACAACACAAUGCCUGUGAUAAUUUCUUAAAAGUUUUAACAGUAUUCAAUAGUUUGUCACAGUUGUUCGUUU